AUGCACCGGCUAAAAGUAAUUUCAGGACAUUUGUGUCCGCCGUCUUCGGGGGAAAAACGGACCGUGUGGCCCAACGAGUGCGCCGCGACGGCGGGCGACAGGCCAGACGACGUGGUGGUCGUACACGGCCUCAGGACUCCCAUUGGAAAGGCCAAGCGAGGAGCUUUAAAGGACACAACACCUGAUGAGUUGCUGAGCACCGUAAUGAGCGCCGUACUGCGAGAUGUGGGCGUGCCGCCUCAUCUCCUGGGUGACGUGUGCGUGGGAAAUGUGCUGCAGCCUGGCGCCGGAGCCGUGAUGGCCCGUGUGGCCCAGUUCCUCAGCGGCUUCCCAGAGUCAGUUCCUGUGUACACCGUUAACAGGCAGUGCUCGUCCGGAUUGCAGGCCAUCCUCAACAUUGCAGGUGCCAUCCGGAGCGGUGCCAUUGACUUGGGCCUCGCAUGUGGUGUGGAGAGCAUGUCUCUGCAAUCCAUGGGCAAUCCUGGCGAUUUGAGCUCCAGGCUGGUGGACAACGACAAGGCCAGAGAUUGCCUCAUCCCCAUGGGCAUGACUUCAGAGAAUGUCGCAGAGAGAUUUGGGAUCUCUCGAGAGAAGCAGGACGCCCUUGCACUCUCUUCCCACCAAAAGGCGUCACAGGCGCAGUCGUCAGGCGCCUUCGAUGAUGAGACGGUGGCCGUCGUCACCAAGGUUCUGGACGAGGAUGGCAGAGAGCGACAGGUGACGGUGGCCAAGGACGACGGCAUUCGGCCGGGAACCACGAUGGACGUGCUCGCCAAACUGCGACCUGCCUUCAAACCCGAUGGCACCACUACAGCGGGCAACUCGAGUCAGGUUAGCGACGGCGCGGCGGCCGUUCUGUUGGGGCGCCGUUCCGCGGUUGAGGCGUUGAGUCUGCCGAUCCUCGGAGUCCUGAGGGCUAGCGCCGUGGUGGGAGUCCCGCCAGACGUCAUGGGCAUCGGACCUGCCGUCGCCAUCCCGGAGGCGCUACGCAAGGCUGGUUUAAGCAUGGACGACAUAGCGGUGUUUGAGAUCAACGAAGCGUUCGCCAGUCAGGCGGUGUAUUGCGUGGAAAAGUUGGGAAUCCCCUGGGAGAAGGUGAACCCCAACGGUGGAGCCAUCGCCUUGGGGCACCCGCUGGGCUGCACGGGUGCGCGGCAACUGGUCACCUUGUUGCACCACCUCAAACGACAACGGCGAAGGGCGUACGGUGUGGUGUCCAUGUGUGUGGGAACGGGUAUGGGCGCGGCCGCCGUCUUCGAGUAUCCUGGCCCGUGA
Nerophis lumbriciformis (worm pipefish) is the source of this 1275-nucleotide messenger RNA. NCBI's taxonomy places the organism in Eukaryota, Metazoa, Chordata, Actinopteri, Syngnathiformes, Syngnathidae. The record is from RefSeq and is a predicted model, not a curated record.